This is a messenger RNA of Mya arenaria, 4428 nucleotides long. RefSeq names its product rho-associated protein kinase 1-like. Bases 705 to 2726 code for a protein of 673 amino acids. The record is from RefSeq and is a predicted model, not a curated record. The transcript is spliced from 25 exons. NCBI's taxonomy places the organism in Eukaryota, Metazoa, Mollusca, Bivalvia, Myida, Myidae.
AAACACUUGGCCUACUCCGAUCGUUUGAUAAAUGGAAAUACAUAUGUGAAGGACAUUGUGAGUGACCUGUCCAAGGUAUGGAAUAGAUCCUCAUCUCCAACAAUAAGAUGGCAAGUACACUGGCAAGCAGCUCUUUAGCAGCUGAUACGAAUUCGAGACGUGUCCCGCCUGUCUCGCCAAAGCCUUCAUUGAUAUCAAAACAACGAGAUGAUAUUCAUAAACAAAAGAAAGAACCUUCUUUACUCCAAGGUUCAGAUGCAGUUGAAGGUAGCAUGGAAUAUACAGUCAAAUGUCUUGAGGAUGCGAUGCGUGAACCGAACAAGUUUGUUUUAGGAUUGCAAAAAAUGCUAUCAACUGUUCAUACCCAGCAAAGUAUUGAACAACAGUUACGUGAGGCUCAUGCCCAAAACAAUACUUUACAAAAACAUAUUGAAGAACAUCAGCGCAGACAAAACAAUGAUAUCAAUUUAAAUGCCGAAUUGGAAAUUGCAAUGGAAAAACUCCAAGGAGAACAUGAAACGUCAACAAGAAGACUAGAUGAAAUAAAAACACUGAAAGAAGCAAGGUUUCAAAGGGAAGAAGAAAUAAGGAAACAGGUUACUGAAUAUGAAGGCAAAAUAUUUGCACUUGAAAGUAAAUUAAACGGAGUUGAACUUUCUUUUAAAGAGUCGUAAGAUGAAAGGAUUGCCCAACAAAAGGAACAAAUGGAAAUUGACCAGUCAAAACAAAAACAAUACGAAGAUAUUAUUGAAAAUAUUAACAGAAAAUUGAAUGCACUUGCUGAAGUCAAUGAAUUGCAAGUUAAGAAACUUACUGAUCUCUCCUCUGAGCUACAGCAAAGAAGUGUCGAACUAGAAACAGUUUAUGAGCACGAUGAACAGGUGUUAUCUAAAAUUAGGAGCAUUGUUGUCCAUGAUGUAGCUUAUGCUGGCUUACAAUCUCCAAACAAAACAAACGAAACGAAAUUGAAGAACAUAAGAGAAGAGGUAUUAACAAAACUGACGGAUAGACUAAGACAAUCAAGUGCAUUAUCGUUGGACGAUGAAGAGAGAUCGAUGCUGCAGCUUGUACAAAUUCAUUUAGAGGCCGAAAUACAGACCUUACAAUCUGAAAAAGAGGAACGAACACGUUACCAAAGGACGGCCGAAGAAUUUGGGAACAGCCAAAUAGAUUACCUUGAACAGCAGAUUCAAAAGCAAAUAAACGAUCAACGUGUGGCAGAAUCAAUUGCAAAUGAAGAAAUUACAAAGUUAGAAGAUGAACUAGAAGAACGAAAACAAAACCAGGUAACAGCCGAAGUGUUCGCAGACAAAGAAUUAGACAAACUUGAGUCUCAGCUUCAAGAACAAAAAGACAAACGCAGGUUCAUCGAGAAAUAUGCAAGUGUGGAAAUCUUGAAACUGGAGAAGAUCAUAGAAGACAAAAAAAGAUCUCUUGAAUUAGCGGAAACGUUUGCAGAAACAGAAAUAUCUGCAUUAGAGACAAAGAUAGAGAGGAAGGAAAGCACACUCAAACUGGUUCUAAGAUUUUCCGAGGCCGAGAUAUCAAGACUUGAAGACGAAGUAAAUGACUGUUUGCAUCUAAAAGACGUUUUAGAAUCAGAGGCUACAUCUUUGAGACAAGAAUUGGCUGAUUUGCAACACAAAGAGGUGACAGAAAUUUACCAUAGCAAAACACAUCAGAUUACUGCAUUGACGGCUUUAGAUGAGUUACACAACACUGUGUCGUGUCUUCAAACGCGGAUUGUGGAGCUGGAGACAAUCAAUUCAAGGCAUGAAGUGUACGAACAACAUCAGUUAACGGACAAUGAUAGAAGACAGGCAGAUGCAGUGGAAGAGUUAAAAACACGGUUAAAACAAGAGAAAAUGAAAAAAAUGCAGGUUGUGAACAAACUGGCUGAAAUUAUAAGAGGAAAGGAAAAUGAAUUGGACGACAUGAGACAGAGGCUCUCUACGGCGAAACGUAAAUUGCAAGAUACGGAGACAGUUUUGACCCAGAAAAUGAAAGAAAAUACCUACGUAUUACUACAAAUGAGACUAGAUGCGAAGGAAAGUGAAAUCGAAGAAUUAAAAUGUAAAACGCCGAUGUCUGAGGAAUCCAAGAUCCACAUGGAAGGUUGGUUGAAUGUCUCAAUGUUUGGCUGGAAUAAACUGUUUGUGGUUGUUAGCCUUCAUCACGUGAUGUUCUUCCAAAACCUCGAGGAAAAGCAGAGAGCUAUGCCGAUGCUGGUGCUAGACAUUGUCUCGAUUCAGGACGCUAGAACUACCACUGAGGACGAGGAUCGGGAACUAAAAAAGAAGGAUCUGUCUAGAAUAUUUGUGUUGGUGUAUGACGCAGCAGGUGAAAAGGUACAGGGAUCGUCCCUAGAUAAAGAAAAGAAAAUGUCGGGAGACCGCACUUAUAAAGGUCACCUGUUUCAAGACGUGCAAUAUAGAUCACCAAAAACGUGUGACGCUUGUAAGAAAUCUAUGUGGAACGCGUUGCAACCUCCGCCAGCAGUAAAAUGCACUGGAUGUAACAGUAAAGUACAUAAAUAUCAUUAUGCCACGGACGACGGUAGCGUUAAACCAUGUCCUAGGAUUCCAAUAGCUAAAUAUGGCAUUGGAUUCAACCUGAGGAGCCUUUUUCUCCAGACAUAUUCUCCUGACAUGAGAAAGGCUUGGAUGACCCACAUCAUGGAGAAGGUCCAACACCUCCCGGAAUCAAAAUCUGGACAUGAGACUUAGCGCAUGUGACGAGAGAUUCUUAAGAAGCGCCACAUAUUAGACAUUUAGAUGGAUGAUUUUGAUAACGAAUCAUGAACAUCCCUCUUUAAUAGCAAUACAGUGAACAUUAUAAGAUGCUUUGCUUACCUGCAUCAGUAAAUCAUCAGCUAGAGGUAUUCUUAUGCACUUAUACUGAAAGCUAAUUGUAUUCUACAAUGGAAACUUUAAGGGCAGGUCAACAAACAAACGACUCAGACCACACAUAUGCCAACCUAUUUGUAUCAAUAAUACAAUGUACAAUUUGUGUGUACAUAUACUGACAGUCGUCCAAACUCAAGGUCCCACUGAUCCCUCUUUUUAUUCGUUCCCUUUGUAAACAGUGUGAAGCGCUGAAGUUAAUUUACGCUAUUUCAACACGCAUUCAGUCUAUUCGAGAUUAAUAUUUUCGAGACAAACAGGGUGAGAGAGUCACCGUUAACACUUAUAACAUGUUUGGUAAGACUCGGUCAGACCGAAACGUUUAGCUGUAUCAACGCUCUUAAAGCGAAUAGUCUACAUAUGUGAUGAUUAGUUGGUUUAGUUGUAUUUUUAUGAUAUGUUAUGUAUAUCAUAUUAUGAAAGUACAUGUAAUACUAUGCGGAUACGUUCCGGUCAGAAUAUUUAUUCAAAGCGUACAUCCAGCUCAUAUACAUAGAUGUACUUCUUUACAAUCUGCUAUCACUCCUUACAAAACAUAACGUGAUUAAUAUAAAUUUAUCUAAUGGUAUACUUUUCGGUAGUGUAUGCCUCAGAGAUGUAUUGAAAUGAAAAGACAGCGUGGCUCUGUAAUUCAGUACAGUUUAUUACAACACAUACACACAGAUUUUUAAUAUAUAUAAUAAAUAAUGAUAACAAUAUUUGUUGCUAAGUGUCUAUUCUGGUGCUACGCGAACACAUGAAUGGAUUGUAUGCCUUGUUGCUAAGUAGCCUCCGUGAUAUAAAUCUACAAAUAAAUAGUGACAUUCACAUUUUGCACACACAAACGUUAGUUUUGAUAAUUUUAAAACAGCCUAUGUUUGCUGAUUCAAUAUAUAUCUAUAAUGAGUAUUCGUAUAUAUAUUUGCAAUUUUAAAGAAUCUUCGAAUAUAACAUUUAAACCUCGCCGCCCAUAUUAGUUAUUUCUCAUUUUGAGUUAUUCUAUACUAAUCUCAAUAAAAACACUGUUGAGAAUACUGCCUCUUCUAUUGCUACUACUACUACUACUACUACUACUACUACUACUACUACUACUACUACUACUACUACCACUACCACUACUACUACUACUACUACUACUACUACUACUACUACUACUACUGCUACUGGUACUACUAUUACUGCUACUGCUACUGAUACUACAACAACUACUACAACUACAACCAUUACCACUACCACCACUACUUAUACUUUUAUUACAACUACUAAAAAACUAUGACAUUUUUAAGCUUUUACUUAAACUCGACAAGUCACUCUUUGCUCACACAAGGGAAAUAAAAUAAGAAUUGAAAUGAGUUGUUGUUUGUUGAGUUUUGUGCUGUUGUUCCAUGUUUCUAGUUUGUGAUUGAUUGUCUUUGUAUUCUAUGUCUUUGGCGUUUACCCUGUGCCAUUAAACGUGGGUUAUGUUUAUGUAAACUUUCGGCUACUGAGCUUGUUUCUGUAGUUUUUCAUAUCAAUAAUGAUAUUAACCGAUUUUAUUCCAUUCAAG